AUGGCGGCCAAACGAGCGGGAGAAGAAGACGAAGCAGAGAUGACGACGAGGAAAAGGGAGAGACGACUGAGCGAAGGACUUCUCUUAUUUUAUUUUUUCUGUUCUUCUUCCUGGUGGAGUUUUCUGACGCAAAGCAGAGAUCCAACUGCUCCACGGGAUGAUGGAUGGAGGACGCAGCGCAGGAUUGAGGGAGGACGGAGAGACCAGCAGCCACGGACUAGCGAGCGAGCAGAGCAGAGCAGAGAGCAGAGCAGCUAA
Molecule: messenger RNA, 258 nt
Organism: Trichophyton benhamiae CBS 112371
Lineage: Eukaryota; Fungi; Ascomycota; Eurotiomycetes; Onygenales; Arthrodermataceae
Exons: 1
Coding region: 1-258 (85 amino acids)
Source: RefSeq, a predicted model, not a curated record